AUGGCAUCUAUAGCACAUACUGCACCACGAUCGGUCUCUUCUACAGAUGAACAAAACAUGGCAUCUAUGGCACACACUGCACCACGAUCGGUCUCUUCUACGGAUGAACAAAAUAUGGCAUCUAUAACAUCUAUCGAUUGCAUUGAUUUUAAUAAUUUAGCACCAAUGUUUGUUCAAGCAAUGAAAUCAGCACUAGCUAGAGAAUGUGCAAGACAUCUCAGAAUUGCUGAUAUUAACGCUAGUGAUGCGAAGAAGAAAGAUGAUAUCACCAAUAUUUUUGAGCCACAAUUAAAGCAAGUUAAAAGGGAUCAUUUGUUCAAAAACAAAUCGUCUUGGAAUUCUCUAAAAGAAUAUAUUGUUGAAGUCACAUUAAACAUGAUCUGUUUCUUUGUGCGUAAAAAUGUUGACCAUGCAAUUUACAAUAAUGCUAUGAAGGUCCAACGAGCAGGAUGGCAAAAUGCAAUGCUGGUUGAUUUGCAUACUCUUGAUCAUAUUACAGUUGAUAUACAUAUUAUUUCUGAGAGUAGAACGACAUUAGCACAAGAUAUAGAUAUUCGUAGUUAUGUAACCUUGUAA
This is a messenger RNA of Funneliformis mosseae, 576 nucleotides long. Lineage: Eukaryota; Fungi; Glomeromycota; Glomeromycetes; Glomerales; Glomeraceae. The record is from the annotation of a GenBank genome assembly.